Solanum tuberosum (potato) is the source of this 2940-nucleotide messenger RNA. RefSeq lists its product as uncharacterized. Gene Ontology annotation, biological process: DNA integration. Gene Ontology annotation, molecular function: nucleic acid binding. Lineage: Eukaryota; Viridiplantae; Streptophyta; Magnoliopsida; Solanales; Solanaceae. The record is from RefSeq and is a predicted model, not a curated record. Bases 1 to 2940 code for a protein of 979 amino acids. The transcript is spliced from 6 exons.
AUGGGUGGGCCGACGGGACAAGGCAGCUGCGGGACUAAUGCUCAAGGAGAGAAGGGCGAUGGCGGCGUGGGGUGGCGUGGGGCAGCGGCGGCGUUUGUCCCAAUCAAGCUAACAGGACCAGAGAAUUAUGCCUUGUGGAGUCGCUCGAUGAAAUUGGCUCUUAGAGGAAAAGGAAAACUUGGAUUCAUUGAUGAAUCGUGUAGGAAGACAGCUUUCAAAGGAGCACUGGAAGAACAAUGGGAAAAAUGUAAUGCAAUCGUGUUAUCACGGAUUGCGAGUACUGUUACAAGUGAAUUACUGCUAAGGAUCAUAUAUGCUUCAAACGCGAAAAAAGUUUGGGAAGACUUUGAGGAAAGGGAUUUGUGGUCUGAAUUGGAUGUGAUGAUCCCAUCACCAGGUUGCAAUUGUGAGGAUUCAACAGCCUAUGUGGGACAUUUAAGAUCACAAAGACUUCUACAAUUUUUAAUGGGAUUGAAUGAGAGUUUUAGCAGUAUUAGAAGUAACAUUUUGGCUAAGAAGCCAGUAAUAACUGUGAAUGAGGCAUAUGCAGUAGCAGCACAAGAAGAAAGUCAAAGAGCAUUGGGAGUUUCAGAGAGAACAAGAGAUCCUUUAACUCUCUUAGCAAAAAGCUCAGGAAUACACUCCGAGGCCAAAGAAGUUCGAUAUUCACCAGGAUUUCAAAGUAAAAGAAAAGGAACUGAUGGUUACAAGAAUGACUACAAAGCAGCUGAAGGUUUUAGGCCUGACUUCAAACCAAAUGCACACUUCACAAGGAAUGUUGAUGACUUCAAUGGUAGAGGAAAGCAAGCUGAAGGUGCACAUUUCACAAGGAAUGCUGAUGAUUUCUAUGAUAGAGGAAAGCAAGCUGAAGGUCACAUGACACCACCUCAAUACCAAGAUCUGGUAAACAAGAUGGAUAGAGCAGGAACAUCAGAUUGUGUUGCUAAUAUGUCAGGUAUGGCUUCUUUAAACUCAAAACCAAGUAGAGUUUAUGAAUGGAUAAUUGAUAGUGGAGCUACACACCACAUCACACCUAAUGAAGAGUUGAUGACUGCUAUUAGAAGAAUACAAGGAAAUAACAGUGAUGGAGGACUCUAUGAUGGCAAGGUGUUGAGGAUUGAUAAAGAGAGGGAAGGAUUGUACAUUUUGAAAAAACAAAUAAAGUCACCAGUGCAGGCUAUGGCUACUGCAAAUUUGAGUGGAGAUGCAACAUUAUGGCAUUUGAGAUUAGGACAUGCGUCAACUGGUAUUUUACAGCAUAUUCAAUCACUGAAGCAUUUAUCAAACAAGAAUAUACAACAUGAAUGUGAGAUUUGUCCUCUAGCAAAACAAUAUAGAUUACAGUUUCCUUUUGGUUUGUCUGUGAAAACCUUGCGAUCUGAUAAUGGUACUAAGUUUUUCAACUCUUUUGUAAAUGAUUUGCUUGCUUCUCAAGGCAUUAUACAUCAGAGUAGUUGUGCAUACAUCCCUCAACAAAAUGGCAAAGUAGAGAGGAAACACAGACACAUCUUGGAGAUGGCAAGGGCUUUGAGAUUUCAAAGUUGUCUCCCAAUUCAUUUAUGGGGUGAGUGUGUUAGGACAGCUGUGUAUUUGAUUAAUAAGAUACCUACUGAAGUGCUUGGAGGUAGAUCACCUUAUGAGAUGUUAUUGAAAAAGGUUCCUCGACUUGAUCAUUUAAGAAUUUUUGGGUGCUUAUGUUAUGCAGCUCAAUUGCCAAGAGGGGAUAAGUUUGCUCCUAGAGCCAGAAAGACAAUCUUUCUUGGUUAUUCUGAAACUCAAAAGGGUUAUGGGUUAUUUGAUUUAGUUGAUAAUGUUUUCUUUGUGAGUAGAGAUGUAACUUUCAGAGAAUCCACAUUCCCUUACCAAACUGAACCUGCUGAACCUACUUCUACUGAUCUUAACAUGUUUGAACUACAAAAUUCAGAUUAUCUUUCCCCCCGACUCAUUAAUUCUUCUGAUCAUCCUACUGAAUACAACACUACUCCUAUUCCUGAUCUUAUUCUUGAGACCAGUCCUGCUUCUAUUCCUGAAGAUAUUCCCACAACUGAUGUCUUACCUUCAUUACAACCUACAGAAAAAUUUCUCCCAAUUACAGAUCAGUCUAAGUCCAGACCUUCUAGAACUAUUAAACCUCCUAGAUGGUUAAAUAAUUUCAUCACUACUUCUAAAGCUAAGCCACCAUCUGCCAGUUGUUCCUAUCCUAUUUCUGAUUCCUUCCAAUACUCACAUUUGUCCCCUCUUUACCAAGCAUACUUGGGUUCCUUCUCCCCUCAAGUUGAACCAAAAACCUUUAGAGAAGCAUCUCAAGAUUCUAAAUGGAUUGCAGCUAUGACUGAUGAACUUUGUGCCUUGGACAGUAAUCACACUUGGGAGGUGGUUGACUUACCACCAGGCAAACAAGCUAUUGGCUCUAAAUGGGUGUUUAAAAUAAAGCAUAAGGCUAAUGGGACUGUUGAUAAAUACAAGGCAAGAUUGGUUGCUAAAGGAUAUACACAAAAGGAGGGGUUAGAUUAUCAUGAAACAUUCUCCCUUGUUGCUAAGAUGAUAACAGUGAGAACUAUAAUCAGUGUUGCAGCAUCUAAGGACUGGCUUUUGAUUCAAAUGGAUGUUAAUAAUGCAUUCCUUCAAGGUGAUUUACAUGAAGAGGUUUACAUGUCGUUACCUCAAGGUUUCCACAGACAGGGGGAGACUAGAGUGUGUAAGCUGUUGAAAUCUUUGUAUGGGCUGAAACAGACUUCUAGACAAUGGAAUAUCAAAUUAUCUACUGCCUUGUUGGAAACAGGAUACAUUCAGAGUUCACAUGACUAUUCCUUAUUCACUAAACAGUAUGGUAAUGACAUAGUUGUAAUUCUAGUUUAUGUUGAUGAUUUAAUGAUCAUAGGAAACAACCAACAACUGAUAGAUGAUGCUCAGAGACACUGCAUAGCAAGUUCAAAGUGA